Magallana angulata is the source of this 783-nucleotide messenger RNA. Its product is annotated as COMM domain-containing protein 4-like. The record is from RefSeq and is a predicted model, not a curated record. Bases 59 to 658 code for a protein of 199 amino acids. Lineage: Eukaryota; Metazoa; Mollusca; Bivalvia; Ostreida; Ostreidae. The transcript is spliced from 9 exons.
AAGGGGCGUUCAUUUUGUUUUUAUGAGAAAUUAAACCGUAUUCGCCACAUUUUAAAGAAUGAAAUUCCGAUUCUGCGGAGAUUUGGAUUGUCCGGACUGGGUCCUUGCUGAGAUCAGCAUCCUGUCCAAGAUGACAUCCAUAAAAAUGAAACUGCUGUGUGUACAAGUGAUCAAGGACAUGUUAUCCGAGGGCAUUGAUUAUGAAAAAGUCUAUAAAAUAACCCAGGAUGCCAAAUUUGAGAUUGGUGAUGUGAAAGCAUCAAUUGCAGCAUUGACGUUCAUUUUGUCCAGUGCAGCUAAAUAUAACUGUGAUGGAGAAACUGUGUCUAAUGAACUUCAGCAGCUUGGACUUCCAAAAGAACACGCCACCUCUCUCUGCAGGUCUUACAGUGACAGCUCGGACAGACUACAGGCUCAUCUCAGGACCACCAGCUUGAGAUUAUCACAUUUGGAGAAGACAGAGUGGAGAGUAGACUACAUCCUGAGUUCUAGUGAACUAAAGGAAGUGAAUGAGCCAUGCGUCCAGAUGAAGCUCCAUGUUCGGAAUCCAGAUUCAGGAACCACAACUCCGGUCUCCUUCACAGUGGAUAUAGAUAAAUUUCGAAUCCUUCUAAAUGAAUUACGGCAAGCAGAGAAGAUGAUGGAUAACUUUACGUGAUAAUGGACCAUGCAGAGACAAAAUAACAUUGAGAUGUGCAAUUAUGAUUUUUAUACCAAUAUACCAAAUAUAUUUUCCAAUAGAUUUUAUGUAUACAUAGCAAUAUUGUUUCAACAUUAUUCCAU